Molecule: messenger RNA, 2373 nt
Organism: Adineta ricciae
Lineage: Eukaryota; Metazoa; Rotifera; Eurotatoria; Adinetida; Adinetidae
Source: the annotation of a GenBank genome assembly
AUGUUUAAAGAUACAAUCUUAAUCAACAACUUGUCUGCUACAGCUAUUAUCGGCAACGAUGCAUGGAACCAGCCAACUCCACAACCAAUUCAAAUAUCGGUGAAGCUUAAUACCGAUUUUCAUCAGGCAUCUGUUUCCGAUAAUCUCAAGUACUCCUUGAACUACGCUGUUUUGUCUCGGAACGUAUUGGAGUAUAUGAAGGACAAUGAAUAUAAGAAUUUCAAGUCGUUAGGUAACAUUGCCGAAAACGUCUCUCGUAUCCUUCUGGAUCCUAAAAAAGGUGGUGGUCAUCAGGUGGAAGUUAUCGUUAGAAGCAGCAAGUCUGAAAUCAGAGCUGAUAAUGUAGAAUAUAAAUUGAAUAGAACACGAGAUGGCAGAAUUGACAGUAUUUUUGAUGAAUUAAACGUCAAUGGUUUAAAAUUAUUGACAAUUAUUGGUGUUUUUACGUUCGAAAGAUUGCAGAAACAAUAUCUUGAUAUCGAUUUUUCUAUAAAGAUCUUUCCUGAAUCAAAUGUUUCUAUUCACAAGUUAAUUGAAGAUGUAAGUCAAUAUGUGGAAUCUUCCAGCUUUAAGACGGUAGAGGCAUUAGUUAUGAAAACUGGUCAAUUAAUUACCCAAAAGAAUAACAUUGAAAGGGUUUUUGUUAAGGCUAUCAAACCAAACGCUAUUGCUUUUACAGAUGGUGUGGGUGUAAGUUCAGAUAUGGACAAGGACUCGUUUAAGGAUAUGGAACCAAUAACUACAGAACAUUUCGUUGUUGACAGUACGAAGUUUAACUCGCCAACUUUAGGCGAGGAUUCUGCUUUUACUAGGAAGAAGAAUCAUAUUGCUUAUAUCGCAUUUGGUUCCAAUCAAGGUAAUCAAAUCAAAAACAUCAAUGAAGCGUUAUAUCAUUUGGAAAAAGCUAAAAUCAACGUUGUAUCUACUUCUUCGUUAUACAUAUCCAAACCAAUGUAUCAUAAAGAUCAAGCUGAUUUUUUCAACGGGGUUGUUAAAGUUUCGUUCAAGGAUCUUUCUCCACUUGAUUUGUUUAAGAAGUGCAAAGAAAUCGAGUACGUAUAUAUCAAUAGAGUCAAAAAGUUUACCAAUGGACCAAGAUUAAUCGACUUGGAUAUUUUGUUGUACGAUGAUAUUAUUUACAACACCAACGACCUGAUUAUUCCCCAUAAGUCUAUGUUGGAAAGAUCAUUUGUCUUGCAACCAUUAUGCGAAUUACUUCGUUUUGAUAUUUUGCACCCAGUUACUGCUGAAUCCUUCCAUCACCAUUUGGCACAGCUGUUAGCAAGCAAGUCAAAUGAAACACUGCAAGAAUCAUCUGACCUUUUACAAAUUGUACCAGUUCCCCGAUUAGAACUAGAUCAUGAUAAAAAUCCUUUGAAGUUUGAUCAAUUGAAAUACAGUCGCCCGGCUUUGAUCAUGGGUAUUCUGAACGUAACUCCUGACUCUUUUAGUGAUGCAGGUGCCAAUUACAAUGCUAGUGCUAAAGAGAUAGAAACUACUGCUUUGAGGUUAUUAGAUGAGGGUGCGACUAUAUUAGAUAUUGGCGGUGUUUCGACAAGACCGGGCAGUAUUGCUCCCAGUGAAGAAGAAGAACUCAGACGCGUUUUGCCUGUUGUCAAAAUAAUCAGGGAAUCCGAAAAUGUGAGGUUGUCAACAUGUCUUAUUUCUAUUGACACUUUUAGGGCUAAAGUUGCUGAGCAAUGUUUGAACUUAGGUGCUGACAUUAUUAAUGAUAAUUCUAUGGGAUUACAUGAUCCUGAGAUAUUUGAUAUUGUUGCUAAGUAUGGAUGUCCAUAUGUAAUGAAUCAUACACGAGGCACACCCGAUACAAUGUCCAAAUUAAAUAAUUACGAGCCCAACACCAACAAAGAUAUAACUGAGUACAUGGUUGAUCCCUUAAAUCCCUCAUUUAAUGUCAAGAAUUGGGAUCCACAAGUCGCCAACUUAAUUAACGGAAUAUCCCGAGAAUUAGGAUUACAAAUGUUGAAGGGCUUCAAAAGGGGUAUAAGAAAAUGGCAGGUCAUAUUAGAUCCAGGUAUUGGAUUUGCUAAACAUUUACCGCAGAGCUUAAUUGUCAUCAAACACGCUUCACAUUUCAAAAAGUACUCGAUGAUGGUUAACGAACAUUGCGACGACGACGUUGAACACUUUUACCUGAGUUUCAAUGGUUUAGCCAGCCUUUUAGCUCCUUCAAGAAAGAAUUUUUUGGGUCGUAUUUGUGAUGAACCUGUCCCACGUGAUAGAGUUAUGAGUACUGGAGCAGCGAUCAUGGCUUGCGUACAACAGAACGCCGAUAUUGUGAGAGUUCAUGAUGUGAAGGAAAUGAAGAAGGUUGUGAAAGUGAUUGAUGCCAUAUAUAAGUAUAUUUAUUAA